Molecule: messenger RNA, 1398 nt
Organism: Protomyces lactucae-debilis
Lineage: Eukaryota; Fungi; Ascomycota; Taphrinomycetes; Taphrinales; Protomycetaceae
Product: glycosyl hydrolase family 76-domain-containing protein
Exons: 3
Coding region: 1-1398 (465 amino acids)
Biological process (GO): carbohydrate catabolic process; fungal-type cell wall biogenesis
Molecular function (GO): mannan endo-1,6-alpha-mannosidase activity
Source: RefSeq, a predicted model, not a curated record
AUGCAGCCUACUACACUCGUCCGGUCAAUAUUACCGGCUCUAGCAUUUAUAUCCUCAGCGGUAUCCUUCCAGCUCGAUCCUCAAUCGAGAGAUUCACUGGUCGCCGGCGCGGGCAUCGCGGCUAACAACCUCAUCCAGCUUUAUGAUGGAUAUCGCAGUGGCGGUACGACUGGUAUGUUCGUAGCGCCCGUCUACUGGUGGGAGGCAGGCGCUGCUUGGAACGCCUACCUCGACUUUUGGCGAUACACAGGCAAUACCACCUUCAACGCUGUGACCAAAGCAUCUCUCCUCUGGCAGGUUGGUGCAAACCGCGAUUUCCUACCAGCCAAUUUCUCCACGUCUGCAGGAAACGACGAUCAAGCAUUCUGGGGUAUGGCUGCCAUGUCCGCCGCCGAGUACAACUUCUCCAAUCCAACAGAUAAAGAACCACAGUGGCUUGCUCUUGCACAGGCAGUCUUCAAUGAACAAGCUGAUCGUUGGGACUAUGCCAGCUGUGGCGGUGGUCUGCGCUGGCAGGUCUUCCAGUACAACCAGGGUUACAGCUACAAGAAUUCCAUCUCCAAUGGUGCAUUCUUCAACAUUGCAGCCCGACUUGCUCGCUACACAGGCAACACAACUUAUGGGGACUGGGCCGAGAGGGUCUUUAUGUACCAGCUUCAAUCCGGCUUCACCAAUGAGUCCACCUACGCCAUUUACGAUGGCGGUACUGUUCCGACCUGCAAGCCCAUCAAUCAAAUUCAGUGGACUUACAACAAUGCUCUUUUCAUGGGCGGCAGUGCAUUCAUGUACAACCUCACCAACAACGCAACAUGGGCUUCGCGUGUCGACAAGUUCAUUACGCGUAUGACAGAAGACUUCUUUGGCGGCGCCAACCAAAACAUCAUUUACGAACCAGCGUGUGAGCCUUAUGAUACUUGCAAUGUCGAUCAACACUCUUUCAAGGGUUACCUUGCGCGGAACAUGGGAUACACCAUGCAGAUGUAUACUGCUUCGCGGGGCCGACUAUUGCCACUGCUGCAGACAUCCGCUGCUGCUGCCGCGAAGGCUUGUACGGGAACUUAUGCUGGUAUGGGCAACAAUGCUUGUGGUUUCAAAUGGACUUGGAAUAACGGUACAUUCGAUGGCAGUACAGCAGUGGGUUUCAUGGUCGGUCAACAACUCUCGGCUCUCGAAACAAUUCAAGCCAAUCUCGCCAUCUACGCGCAAGCUCCAUUCACAAACGCAACAGGUGGUUCGUCUCGUGGAGAUGCCGCCGCUGGAACAUCGGGUGAUUCACGCACAGCUGCUGGUAUCAAGGUGAUCACACCAGCCACAAACGCGGAUCGUGCAGGUGCAUGGAUCUUGACGACGGUGUUUACUGCAUUGGUGUUUGUCUUUGCUUGGUGGGUGGCUUUCUAA